UGAGGCUGUUUAUCCCUGAGGUAGCUGAAUGGCUAACGUCUUUAGUCGUUAGGUUGUUUUUACCUGUCGUCGCUGGCGUCGUUUGUGGAAACAUUUUGAACUCCUUUUAUUGAGAAACUGGACAUCUGAGGUGAAGAUGAAGAGUGUGUUUCUGCUCCAGGUUUUCGUGCUGGCGUGUUUUGUGCCACUCAGCCAAGUGACAGCGAAGAAUUCUGAAGACAUCCGCUGUAAAUGCAUCUGUCCGCCAUACAGAGAUAUCGAGGGUCAGAUCUACAAACAAAAUGUGUCUCUCAAGGACUGUAACUGUCUCCAUGUAGUGGAACCAAUGCCGGUCGACGGGAAAGAUGUGGAGGCCUAUUGUUUACGUUGUGAGUGUAAAUAUGAAGAGAGAAGCUCAGGGACCAUUAAGUUCACCAUCAUCAUGUACCUCUCCAUUCUGGGCCUGCUGCUUCUCUACAUGGUCUACCUGACCCUCCUAGAGCCCAUGUUGAAGAGGCGUCUGUUUGGACACUCUCAGCUUAUCCAAAGUGAUGACGAUGUUGGGGACCAGCAGCCUUUUGCCAACGCUCACAAUGUCCUGUCCCGUUCACACUCUCGACCCAACGUGCUGAACAAAGUGGAGCACGCCCAGCAGCGCUGGAGGAGGCAGGUCCAGGAGCAGAGGAAGUCUGUGUUUGACCGCCACGUUGUUCUCAGUUAAACUGCCCCGCAAGAAAGAGUUACAGGUGGAGCAAAACAACAAAAACACUGUGACAGAGCCCUCAAUUUAUUCUCUUCCUUUCUCUCAUUUGUGGUUUGUAUCUCAUUACGUGUGACUCUGUAGAGCAGAAGUCCCUGGCAGAUAUUUAAUCAAAGCGAGGAACUGUUGUGUAGUCUGCAGGCGGCACAAGAGAUUACAGUGAAUUCAUUAUUGCACAAUGUUGAAUGAGAAGUCUUUUAAUCUCUGCCUGCUGUCCAAUUUGCAGAAGUGCCAAGUCACUGGAGAAUUUGUAAUGGAAAUUUAAUGGUAGCGACUAAUAAAUGCCAGAUUUAAAAAAAAAAAAUCCUUCCAACUUCAUGUUUCACAACAUUCUAUAAUCCUCCGGCCAACAGUCUGACGCUGACCAGUCUCACAAUUUUACGAGCCAAACGGGCUUUCCGAGUAAAACAUGCAGAUGUUUGUUGGUGGCACUCCACAUGGCUGGAUAAAUGGUCCAACCCACUUGACUGCUGUAAUGAUCAGUGGUGGGUAUUUUCCAUCUAACAACUAACAUAACUUACAACUACUGCUCCCUCCGCCGGGCAAAGCAAAUCAUGUAAAAUAAAAAUCUUUCAGCCUCCUUUGAAAAUGCAUGUUUUAUAAUAAAUCUUUUAUAAAUGUGUUUUCAAUUCUUCAUCCUUACCGUGACAUUUACUUUCUGAUAACUGGUGUGGAAUCCAUCAUUUAAUGCAUUCAAUGAAAUUUGAUAUUUGACAGUAGUUUCAACUGAACCUGGUUGCAGGUACUGAUGCAAUUUCUUGGUGAUGUCAUACAGUAGUAAACGUAGCUGUGCUAUUGAUCCUUAACUGUUGAAGACAUUUGAACUCAGUGCCCUCUUCUACUGCCUGAACAAAUAAAAUGUGUGUUUCCUUUA
This is a messenger RNA of Scomber scombrus (Atlantic mackerel), 1613 nucleotides long. It is a transcript of the gene tmem9b, whose product is annotated as TMEM9 domain family, member B. NCBI's taxonomy places the organism in Eukaryota, Metazoa, Chordata, Actinopteri, Scombriformes, Scombridae. Gene Ontology annotation, biological process: positive regulation of canonical NF-kappaB signal transduction. The record is from RefSeq and is a predicted model, not a curated record. The coding region runs from base 137 to 700 and encodes 187 amino acids. Gene Ontology annotation, cellular component: lysosomal membrane. The transcript is spliced from 5 exons.